AUGCAGAAACAUGUGUUCGGCGAGGUUGCUGCACUGAUCUAUGUUGUCGAGUUCCAGAAACGGGGUUUGCCUCAUGCACAUUUCCUGAUCAUACUCAAACCGGAUUUCAAAAUCAAAACUCCAGCUGAUUAUGACAAGUUCGUGUGUGCUGAAAUCCCCUCCUUGGAUAACCCAAGUCUCAGAAAUAUCAUCCUUAAGCAUAUGAUGCAUGGCCCUUAUGGCCAAUUAAACUCUCACUGUCCUUGCAUGAAGCGUAAAGGAAACAAGGUGCGUUGUAAGAGUGGGUAUCCGAAACAAUUUUGCACUGAAACAACCAACAAUACUGAUUGUUUCCCUAUGUAUAAGAGAAGCGACACCGGCGAAACAGUUUCCAUUCGAAGGGCGAACUUGGAUAACAGGUGGGUUAUUCCAUAUAAUCCAUACUUGUCGUCCUUGUUUGACUGCCAUAUCAACGUCGAGGUUUGUUCGAGCAUCCAGGCAGUCAAAUUCUUAUACAAAUAUGUCUACAAGGGCCAUGAUAGAAUCUCGUUCAAUGUUGUGCAAGACGGUGAACAAAGGACUGUUGAUGAAAUAGAGCAAUACUAG
Molecule: messenger RNA, 585 nt
Organism: Spinacia oleracea (spinach)
Lineage: Eukaryota; Viridiplantae; Streptophyta; Magnoliopsida; Caryophyllales; Amaranthaceae
Exons: 1
Coding region: 1-585 (194 amino acids)
Source: RefSeq, a predicted model, not a curated record